AAUUGAUUCACACACAUACACGCACAAACAAUAUGCAUUUUCAUGCUCACACUUUCACCUGUUCUACCUCUUAUCCCACCAAAUAUUACCUUACCAAGGCCGCUGUUUUCAAAACCCUAGCUUCUGCCAAGAAACCCCUCUAUGACUAUGGCACCGGAGUUUCUUUCCGGCAUACCGGCUCCCGAGGGUUUCCUUUGGGUUUGAAGCAAAUGAAUCGUCGAGGUCUAAUGAACUCAGCUUCAGAGGGACAAAGCACAAGCAACAGUGCUGAGAAAAAAAGAGAAGUUGUAGAACACAUAUGUUUGCUUAAAGCAAAGGUGGAUUUAUCUGAUGAGGAUGAAAAGGACAUGCUGGAUUUUCUCUAUACCUGCCAAUAUCAAAUGCGUGGCAUCCUCGCAAUCUCGUUAGGUCGUAUCUCGUAUCAAAAUCUUGAAAGUUAUACCCAUGCUGUCUUCAUGCGUUUUCAGAAGCGGGAAGACCUUGCAAAGUUCUAUGAGAACCCGUUCUACUUGGGAGUCUUAAAGGACCAUGUAACGCCUUACUGUCAUGAAUUCACUUAUGUUGAUUAUGAAUCUGAAGUAGAAGAUGAUAUUCUUCCCAUCUUUCGGAAAGGAGAGGAGUUUAACUUUGGUGUUGAAUUCCUACUUCUUAUCGCAUUUAAAGAGAGCUCGUUGGAGGAGGCGGCAGAUGAUGCACUGACAUCUUUCACAAAGUUGCUGAUGGAAUUUCCGUCACUAAUUGUCCAGGCUACCAAAGGGUUAAAUUUCAAUCCUGGCAGCAAAGACUACACUCAUGCUGUAGUAAUACGAUUUCGAUCAUGUGAGCCACUUUUUCAGCUCUAUGACUCGCAAACUAUUUACUUUUGCUUCUUUUCACAACUGACCACUCGUUCUUGGUCUUCCAUAGCCGAUGCCUAUGACAUUUUCAUGGGCAGUUCAGAAUACAAAGAGAUUUGGAGGUCUAAAUUUCAGCCUAUCACCGAGAAGAAACUGUCCAUUAGCUUUUCUGUAGAUCCUGUUGGAAAUGAGUUGAUGUAGCAAGCUUUGCUCAUUUUAGGAGCAGCUGCUGCUGGUGGUGGUGAUGAAGAAUUGGAAUUGGAACGGUGUUGUGGUUGGAAUCUUUGAUUGUUGCCUUCAAUUGUAACUCUGUGGCAACUGGAAACUGGGGCGGUUACUAGGAUCAGAACUGUGAUCGCCAGAAUCAGUGUUCCCAUGAAGAUGGUGAUGGAGCGACACAGAAUGGAAUUAGCUGUGUUUGUAGAGACUGAUGAGGAGAAGGGAGGAGUGUGAUGCCUUUAGAUAGGUUGAUAAGAGAGUGAGUUUCUUGGAAAAGACAAGAAUGCCCUCCUCAUGUGUAUUGCUCAUUACCUAAAUACCCCUGUAAUUGAUUCUUGUCUUAAAGGGUUUGAUUA
Messenger RNA from Cynara cardunculus var. scolymus (artichoke), 1411 nucleotides. RefSeq lists its product as uncharacterized. The transcript has 10 exons. The record is from RefSeq and is a predicted model, not a curated record. NCBI's taxonomy places the organism in Eukaryota, Viridiplantae, Streptophyta, Magnoliopsida, Asterales, Asteraceae. The coding region runs from base 33 to 1037 and encodes 334 amino acids.